Molecule: messenger RNA, 782 nt
Organism: Orussus abietinus
Lineage: Eukaryota; Metazoa; Arthropoda; Insecta; Hymenoptera; Orussidae
Product: trypsin
Exons: 5
Biological process (GO): proteolysis
Molecular function (GO): serine-type endopeptidase activity
Source: RefSeq, a predicted model, not a curated record
UGUGUGGAACUCGACCCAGAGUUAGAAGAAUUAUCAACGGAACAUCCGUAGGGGACAACGAAUAUCCAUGGGUGGUUGUUAUCAGGAAAAAUGGCGCCUAUCAAUGCCCUGGAUCAUUGAUCACCCCAAAACACGUCGUCACUGCAGCCCAUUGUUUAACAGAUGUCGAAGCGUCAUCGUUUAAGGUUACCCCUGGAGCAUACCGGAGUCCUUUCAAACCCGAUUAUGAGAAGAAACUGUAUACAGUAAAGGCGAUUCACCCUCACGAGAAGUUCGACAAAAACACAUAUGACAACGACAUUGGUUUAUUGGAGCUCGAAAAUCCGGUGGCUUUAAACAGCGAAAUGCAAUUGAUCUGCUUGCCGUCCUCGGACAAUGUUGAUUACUCCGGAACGGUUGGAACCGCUCUGGGAUGGGGCAGAGUACAGAAAAACGAAACUGCAGGUUUAAUACCUUUACAAAAGGUAGACGUCCCCAUUAUGUCAAAGGAGGAAUGUCUUAAGACUGAUUAUACUAAUCAGGACAUUACGGAGAACAUGUUCUGCGCGGGAUACCCGGAGGGAGGAAAGGACGCUUGCAAUGGCGACAGUGGCGGACCUCUUCAAGUCCUGCGAGAAUAUAACAGCUACGAACUGGCGGGAAUCAUCUCUUGGGGCAGAGGUUGUGGCGAUGCAGGCAACCCAGGCGUGUACACCAAAAUGACGAAUUAUUUGUACUGGCUGAGGGAAUACAUAACCGACGAGUGUCCAUGCAGACCCCAUCCGACCAACACAGGUCUUUGA